This is a messenger RNA of Panicum hallii, 639 nucleotides long. Its product is annotated as MAP3K epsilon protein kinase 2-like. The transcript is spliced from 3 exons. NCBI's taxonomy places the organism in Eukaryota, Viridiplantae, Streptophyta, Magnoliopsida, Poales, Poaceae. The coding region runs from base 1 to 603 and encodes 200 amino acids. The record is from RefSeq and is a predicted model, not a curated record.
AUGUACUUGAAGUCAAAUUUCAUACCGAAGGGGGCCAAGCAGGCCAAACAAACUGUGGUGGUGGAGGUGGAGGUGGCAGCGGAGGCAUUUCAAAUGAAGGUGCAGGUGGUUGAACCUUCAGUUGAAGGACCGAAAGAGCUGAGUAGAUUUAGUGACAAACCUGGAGAUGCCUCAUUGGAAGAUUUAUUUCCACCAAUCGACAAACAGGGCAAUUAUGGAGCUGAAGCUUCAACAUCAACUACCGGCCAUGAACUUCCAUAUAAUGGUGUAUCAAAUGACCUUGCAAAGGUGCUCAACGCCAGGGUAGUGGAGAAGCAAAAGGGAAAUGAUAGCGAGUCCACAAAUGGUGGGAAACUAAUUGAAAUUGCAGAUCGACUACAAGAUAUUGAUGCACAGGGUUUUGGUGACAAUAUUGCUGGAGAGAGUCUUUUCCCUUGGCAGGUGUGCUAUUGCUUCCUUCUACUACCACAAUGCAUUCUGCAACUGCUGUCUAUGUUUGUAAAAACCCAUAUCAAUACUUUUGGCACAUGUUUCUUAAAGCAUCUUCUAGGCCAUAAGGUGCCUCGAGGGUGCAAGGCGUUGCUGACGAGCUGGGGUAGCUAGAUAUGGUGACGAGCUGGAUAGCCUAGGAAAGCCCAA